Sparassis crispa is the source of this 468-nucleotide messenger RNA. RefSeq names its product NADH-ubiquinone oxidoreductase 20.8 kDa subunit. The transcript is spliced from 5 exons. The record is from RefSeq and is a predicted model, not a curated record. Gene Ontology annotation, biological process: mitochondrial electron transport, NADH to ubiquinone. The coding region runs from base 1 to 468 and encodes 155 amino acids. Lineage: Eukaryota; Fungi; Basidiomycota; Agaricomycetes; Polyporales; Sparassidaceae.
AUGAGCGUGUACCACAACCCGGCGGAGUCCUCAAAGCCUUACAAGGACCCCACUCCUCUCCCGGACGAUGUCCCCAAGGUGGAGGAGCUAGGAACCACCAGUGCACCACUGAAGAGUGCCGCGUUCUUCAUGGGAGCGUACUGCAAGGACUACAAUGAGGAUUUCAUGCUCUGCAAGGCGGAGAGCCGUGACCCGGAACACUGUUUGAAGGAAGGCAGGAGAGUGACAAGAUGUGCGGCCGACCUAAUCGCCAAGAUGCGCGACCACUGCGCCCAGGAGUUCGAACAGCACUGGAAUUGCCUGGAACGCAACAACCAGGAGUACUAUUCUUGCCGCAAACCCGAGCGAACGCUGAACAAUUGCAUGUUCGAAAGCUUGGGCUUGACCAAGACUAUUCCUGGUGUCCCUGAAGGCGCAACUCCGGUCCAUGAGCUCAAAAAUCCUGUCUAUACUCGUGUGCAGAAGUAG